Molecule: messenger RNA, 2741 nt
Organism: Microtus oregoni (creeping vole)
Lineage: Eukaryota; Metazoa; Chordata; Mammalia; Rodentia; Cricetidae
Gene: Ccdc170
Product: coiled-coil domain containing 170
Exons: 12
Coding region: 1-2361 (786 amino acids)
Biological process (GO): microtubule cytoskeleton organization
Cellular component (GO): Golgi apparatus
Molecular function (GO): microtubule binding
Source: RefSeq, a predicted model, not a curated record
AUGACGGGGCCACGGAGAGCAGCUGAGGCUUGGCACUGUGAGGCGAAGGUGCAGCUUCAGGUGCAGCAGAAACCCCAGGAUGGAGAAAAUCAUGGAGAGAAGCCAAGGCUUGGCACCAUGAGACCAGUGUCCCUGACUCCGCACUCAGAACAACACUCCCGGCUUCUUGGGUCUCAGCAGCAUCUCGAGGGGCCAGCCAAGAUGAGCCAGAGCGGCACCUCGGGCUCCGGGAGCUUGCAGUGCCCCCGCGACGCCGCCUCACUGCCUGAGGAAACUGCCAAUCAACCCAUGGAAUUUCCAGUCACCCGGGAACAGCUGAAUCACUACCGGACUAUGGCUGAAAACAUUCAAAGUGAACUUGCAGCAACUUUGGUCAAAUUUGAAUGUGCUCAGUCUGAGCUUCGAGAGCUCCGCUCCAAGAUGCUUUCCAAAGAAGUUUGCUGUCAAGAGCUGAAGGCUGAAAUGGAGAACUACAAAGAAAACAGUGCCAGAAAAUCAUCUCUCCUCGUCUCCCUGAGAGGCAGGGUGCAGGAGCUCCAAGAGGAAUCGGCAGCUCUCUCCACUUCCAGACUCAGAACCGAGAUGUCUGCACACACCACGAUGAAGGAGAAUCAGGAACUCAUGAAGAAAGUCCUAGAACUGGAUGAAAAAUUACAAAAGUGUUUAAAGGAAAAUGAGGAGUCUAAGAAACAAAGCUCAGAGACUCUCCAGAGACAUGAGGAAUUUCGGACUGAACUUUGUGACUGCUUGAGUCUAGACAGGAAGCAUGAUGAAGUCUCCGAUGAAGAUUUAAUCUUAAAGCUUAGAGAGCUGAGCAAGGAGAACGCAUUCCUGAAAGGACAAAUCACGACUCUUGAAGAGACUAUAAAUGUCCAUGAGAUGGAGGCAAAAGCUAACAGAGAGACGAUCAUGAGGCUGGCGGCAGAAGUCAGCAGGGAGCAGAAAAGAGCUGCCUCCUGGGCCGCGGAGAAAGACAAGCUGAAUCAGGACUUGCUCAGCGCCUUGGAUGCCAAAACAGCCCUAGAGAGGGAAGCUAAGCUCUUCCAAGAAAGGCUGCUUGCUGCGCAGCGAGCCUGGGAGGCGUCAAAGCAAGAGCUGAACCAGCUGAGGAAAAACUGCCAGCAGCUGGACCUGAGCUUGAAGGUCAGCAGGGAUGCAGCCGCAGGCUCGCAAAGCCAGAUCUCCUCCUUCAGGGAGAAACUCGCAAAGGUCCUUGGCAGCGGAUUGGAUAUGGCUGGGUCCGCAGAGGACGCCAUAUUGGAGAGGAUUCGAGAGCUGCGCAUCCAGGAAGAGAGCAAGAAAAGGAUGGUCUCCCAGCUUGAAGCCCAGAUAUCAGAGCUUGUCGCACAGUUGGGAAACGAAGCUGAGCUUCACCGGAAAACCCUCCAGAGGGCCCAGGAGGCAGAAAGCAAGGUGGAGGCACUUCAGGGUCAGCUGAGUCACCUGGAGGGAGAGCUGCUUUCUGGAGACGUCUUGAGAGACAACUUGAAUCUUGAGAAACAAAAAUAUCUGAAGUUUCUGGAUCAGCUUUCAGAGAAAAUGAAAUUGGGCCAGAUAGUGGCUGACCUUGGCUUUGACAUGCGUCUGGACGUAGUUUUAGGUCGCGCCGAGCAGCUAGUCCUCCUCGAAAGUAAUGCUGUCAUUGAAAACAAGACCAUCGCUCACAACUUACGGAGAAAGCUAAAGACUCAGAAAGAAAGACUGGAGAGCAAAGAAGUUCAUAUGAACCUCCUUCGGCAGAAAAUUGCCCAGCUGCAGCAGGAGAAGCAGGCGCGCACAGCCUUGGCUGAGGAGAGGGAUGAGGCCCAGCUCUCCCUCAGGAAGCUGGAGAAGAAGGUGGAGAGGCUGCAGAGGGAGCUGAGCACGUGUCAGGAAUGCAACACCGAGCUCAAAGCCAAAUUGGCCGACACCAAUGAACUCAAGAUUAAAGUUUUGGAACAGACCAAAGCCAUCGAAGACUUAACUAAAUCCCGAGACGAUCUGGAGAAGCUGAAGGAAAAAGCAGAGAAAAAUCUCAUGUCGGUCAAGUCCAAGCUGGAUGCUACAGAGGAGGAGGCGAAAGAGCACAGAGAAAGGGCCAGGGCCAUGAUAGAGGUGGCCGUCAUUGAACUGGAGACCCUGAAGAAGUCUCUGGAAGACACUGAGAGGAGAGAACAGCAGCUGGUGGACUUCAGGGAGGAGGUUUCCCAGAUGCUGGGCUUAAACUUGACCUCUCUCACACUCCCCGACUAUGAGAUCAUCAAAUGUCUGGAAAGACUGGUCCAUUCACACCGCCAUCACUUUGUUACCUGUGCCUGCCUCACAGACCCAACGGCCGAGCAUGACUGCUGCUCGCAGUGCCACUUAGCCCUUCGACACUGAUCCCCUGCCUCAGAGACGGGGCGCACGUCUCAAGUUGUGGAAUGAAAAGCUUCCUUAUAUUUUUGAAAUUUGGCUAGCGUGUGACAAUUAUAUACUUUGAUGACAUAGUGAGAAUAGAUCAUGGGCUGAUAAUGGUCUCCAAAGGUGCUGUCCCCAGGGCCAGGGAGAUGGCUCAGCAGGUGAAGGCAGUUGCUACUAAGCCUGAAAACCUGAGUUCAAUUCCUGGAACCCACACAGUAGAAGGAGGCAGUUGACUCCUGCAAAUUGUGCUCUGCCCCAUACACAUGCUCUGUUAUACAAGUGCACACACAUGUGCACACAUGCACACACAUACAUGCACACACAUACACACACAUGCACACAUACACACACAUACACAC